This is a messenger RNA of Numida meleagris (helmeted guineafowl), 3434 nucleotides long. It is a transcript of the gene PALD1, whose product is annotated as phosphatase domain containing, paladin 1. The record is from RefSeq and is a predicted model, not a curated record. The transcript has 19 exons. Bases 822 to 3434 code for a protein of 870 amino acids. NCBI's taxonomy places the organism in Eukaryota, Metazoa, Chordata, Aves, Galliformes, Numididae.
AGAGGGUGCGGGGAUGCUCGGGUCCGCAUCCCUCAGCUGCUCCCCCGGGGGAACCGCGCGCUGAGAGCAUCGUGCAGUCCUCUCCGUGCACGGGGCAAAGCGACGGGGUGGGAGUCCUAGCCGCGUCCCGCAGCGUCGCGGGGCGCCUCUCCUGGCUUUCGAGGAACCGCUGCGAAGCGCUGUAGGGUUGGUUGGUUUCGGUGGGUUCGGCUGAGCGCUGCGUUUACGACGCCCCGCGGUGGUAUUUCUCACCUUUCCUUUCAGCUUUCUUUGCGCUGAAGCGAGCGGCUUCCUUCCGGCGCAGCCUGCUGCGAGAGGACCCUGUUGGAAGGGACGCGUAAGGGUCAUCGGGCUCAGCUCCAGUUUGCGACCUGGAAGGAGCCAGGCCUUGAUUCCUUCCCCACUUCCAACUUUUACAUGAGUUAUUUGUAUACGUUUAUACGUAUUUUAAGCCAUUCAACGUGCCUCCCGGUGCUUUCCUCCCCACUGCUCCAAACCCAGAAGGCUCCCUCCUGCCGCAGAGAGGAUGUGCUGUCCCAUCCCUUCAUUGAUUUUUUUUUUUUUUUCCAUAGGGUAUUUUUGCUUUUGGGAAAAAGAGGGUGAGAGAGCAGGGGCAGCACCAAGCUCCAUCACUUCCUCCCUCCGGUGAUGCCGCGUGCUCCUUGCUCCAUCCGGCAGUGCUUCCUGCCCACCCCCGCGACCCACUGGGGAACACUGCACGUUGCCCAUUUCGGGGCUAAGUCCCCACUUUUGGGGCAGCUGGGGCCACGGUCUUCUUGGCGCAAAGCUUUCCCCCAGCAGCGCGGUGCCCUCGCCUGUGGAUGAUGGGCACGACCGCCAGCACGGCUCAGCAGACAGUAUCAGCCUCUGCCUUCGAGAGUGUGCACGGCAUUGGCACCAUGGAGGACCAGCGCUCCCUGAGCAUCCACUCCUUCCAGACCCUUGGGCUGCACAACAGCAAGGCCAAGUCCAUCAUCACCAACAAAGUGGCACCUGUGGUCAUCACGUACAACUGCAGGGAGGAGUUCCAGAUCCACGAUGACCUGCUGAAGGCCAACUACACAGUGGGACGCAUCUCUGAGGCCACGUUGGAGCACUACCUGGUGCAGGGCAAAUAUUUCAUGGUCAGAGAUGUGUACAACAAGUUGGAUGUCUUGAACACUACUGGCAGCUGCGGCGCUCCGAAUUUCCGGCAAGCCAAAGGAGGCUACGCGGUGUUUGGCAUGGGUCAGCCCAGCCUCAACGGCUUCAAGCUUGUGCUGCAGAAGCUGCAGAGAGAGGGCCACAAGGAGUGUGUCUUCUUCUGCGUUCGCGAGGAACCUGUGCUCUUCUUGCGAGUGGAGAGCGACUUUGUGCCCUAUACGCCGCGGGGCAAGGAGAACCUCCAUGAGAACCUGCACAGUUUGCGGAGGGGUUUGCGGGUGGAAGACCUGGAGCUCACCAUCCGCAAAGAGAUCCAUGACUUCGCACAGCUGAGCGAGGGAGUCUACUAUGUCUACAAUGACAUUGAGCGCUUCCGGGAUGAGCCGCACAGUGUGCGGGUGCAGGGUGAGGAGGACAUCCACGUGACGGAGGAGGUGUACCGCCGGCCCAUCUUCCUCCUGCCCACCUACCGCUACCACCGCCUGCCCCUGCCAGUGGAUGGGGCCCCUCUGGAGGAGCAGUUGGAUGCUUUCAUCUGCUUCCUUAGGGAGAGCCCUGGCCUGCUGCUGCGGGAUCCUGGCCACCCCCCGCCAGCACUGCUCUUCAGCUGCCAGACCGGCGUGGGCAGGACCAACUUGGCCAUGGCCUUAGGCACCCUUGUCCUCCACCACCACCGAGGAGGAGCAGCACCGAAGCCUGACCCCCCACAUCCAGCCAAAACGCCACCAAGGGCCAGGUUUCGGGUCAUCCAGAGCUUCAUCGAGAUGGUACCCAAAGGGCAGCAGAUGGUGGAGGAGGUGGACAACGUGAUUGCCUCCUGCUCGGAGAUGCAUGACAUGAAGGAAGCCAUCUAUGAGUCCAAGAAGAAGCUGGAAGGGAUUGGAGAAGACUACCAGAUCCAGGGGAACAGUACCAAAGAAUACUUCCUCCAGAGGACUCUGCAGAGCCUUGAACGCUAUUUCUACCUGAUUGCCUUCAACUACUACCUUCACGAGCAGUACCCCCUGGGCUUUGCCCUCAGCUUCAGCAGGUGGAUGUGCAGGCAUCCUGAGCUCUACCGGCUGCAGGCGAGCAUGAACUCUUCUGAACUCACCAUCACCGGAGACAUCAUCACCAAGGGGAUGCGAGUGCUGGUGGUGGAUGAGCGCUUCUGCCCAGAUGUGCUGAGCACCGUCAAGGAAAUGAGCGUGGCCAAUUUCAGACGGGUGCCUAAGAUGCCCAUCUAUGGGACAGCGCAGCCCAGCUCCAAGGCCCUUGGCAGUGUCCUGCGGUACCUGACAGAUGUGAAGAGAAAGCACUCGCGCAUCUUGUGGGUCAACCUGCGGGAAGAGGUGGUGCUGGAGGGGAAUGAGCAAAUCUACACACUCAGGGAGCCGGGGAGCCUUGACCAACUCAUCCCUGUGCCAGUAUCCACACCUGAGCAGCUAGAGAAACUAGAGUCCACGCUGAAGGGUGACCUGCUGAAGUCGCAGAAGUGGCUGGAGGUCUACCUGGAGGCAGAGAAGCAGAUGAAGAUGUUCAAGAGCUGCCUAACCACGCAGGAGAUCUUCAACCAGCAUAAGAGCACCUGCCAGGGCCUGAUCUACCGGCGCAUCCCCAUCCCUGACUUCUGUGCUCCCAAGGAGCAGGAUUUUGACCGGUUGCUGGAGGUGAUGAAGAGCGCCCUGACUGAGGACUCACGGACAGCCUUUGUGUUCAACUGUGCCAGUGGCCGGGGCAGGACCACCAUGGCCAUGGUCAUCGCUGUCCUCACGCUCUGGCACUUCAACGGCAUCCCUGAGAUGAGUGAGGAUGAGAUCGUGAGCGUGCCUGAUGCCAAGUACACUAAAGGGGAGUUUGAGGUAGUGAUGAAGGUAGUCCAGCUCCUGCCCGAUGGUCACCGGAUGAAGAAGGAGGUAGACAUGGCCCUGGACACGGUCAGUGAGACCAUGACGCCCAUGCACUACCACCUCCGAGAAAUCAUCAUCUGCACCUACCGGCAGGGGCGGUCAGGCAAGGAUGAGCAGGAGCGACAGCUGCUGCGGCUGCGGAGCCUGCAGUACCUGGAGCGCUAUAUCUACCUGAUCCUCUUCAACGCCUACCUGCACCUGGAGAAGGAGGACUCCUGGCAGCGGUCCUUCAGCCUCUGGAUGCGUGAGGUGGUGGCUGUGGCUGGUGUGUAUGAGGUGCUGGACAGGCUGGGCUUCCCUGAGCUGGAGCGGCCGGAGGAUGAGGAGCCGCUGCGGAGGCUGCGUGGACGCUGGCGAGUGCAGAGCAGGGCCGACUGGCCCAGCCGUGGGGACUUCGUGUAG